Molecule: messenger RNA, 1567 nt
Organism: Scophthalmus maximus (turbot)
Lineage: Eukaryota; Metazoa; Chordata; Actinopteri; Pleuronectiformes; Scophthalmidae
Gene: comtd1a
Product: catechol-O-methyltransferase domain containing 1
Molecular function (GO): S-adenosylmethionine-dependent methyltransferase activity; O-methyltransferase activity
Source: RefSeq, a predicted model, not a curated record
CCACACAGUGUACGCGCCUUGUAAAAAAUUCCGUACCUUUGCAAUGUACUGUCGCUGAAAAAUCAAUGAGUCAAACCUCCGUGUCGAAGGUCACGCAGAACAAACACGGACGGUGCUGUACAAAAAGGGGCUGACACCGGGAGAUCCGAAAGCAUUCAAACGGACGCCGUUCAACCCUUCUCUUUGGCAGAGCCCUGAACAUAAUGGCCGCGGACAUUAAAAUGCUUUUCUGUGUCGGACUUGCUGUCGUACUAACAGGUGUGGGACAGUCGGCCUUGAUCGGGAAGAGCCACGCAAGGGGGAAGGCCAAUCCUGUGCUACAGUAUGUGGUGAACAACUCACUGAGGGAGCACCCAGUCCUCACCAAACUCAGACUGAGAACCCUAGAAGACAUAUGGAAUAUAAUGAUGGUUGCCAGUGAACAAGCCCAGUUUAUGGCAAAUCUCAUCAGGAUGAUCAAUGCGACUAAAGCCAUCGAGAUCGGGAUGUACACGGGUUACAAUACACUGAGCAUGGCUUUGGCCAUGCCGCACAACGGACGCGUGGUGGCCUGUGAAAUAGAAGACACCUAUGUGAACAUUGCCAAGCCAUUUUUUGAAGAGGCCGGAGUUGAAAAUAAGAUUGAUGUCCGACACGAAAUAGCCAUGAAGACACUGGAUGAACUGAUAGCAGCCGGCGAAGCUGGAACGUACGACUUUGUGUUCAUCGACGCCGACAAAUUCAACUAUGACAGAUAUUAUGAGAAAUCCCUUGAGCUCAUACGAAAUGGGGGCGUCAUCGCGAUCGACAACGUGCUGUGGAGCGGCAGAGUGGUGAACCCUGAUCCCACUGACCUCACCUCCCAGGGUCUGGACGCUCUCAAUAAGAAGCUGCACAAAGACCAGAGGGUCGACCUGAGCAUGCUCACUGUGGGCGACGGGCUGACCAUCGCCAUUAAACGCUGAGGUCACAAUUCUUCUCAGUGGUGCACAGGUUUUGAUAUUAAAUAUAAGCAUAAAAAAAGAAUAUGUUUAACUGUGUGUGUUAUUUCACAGUUAGGUGUCGGAAAUAUUUACAAAGAAUCGAUAAUUAUCGUCCACUUACCAAUACAGUAUUCUGAAAUUGACUUCUACUUGUAAUGUGUAUUUCUACACAAGUAGCCUGCAAAUGUAAAUAUACAUAUACCUCUAAGCUGUGGGACUGUCUAUAAGUGCUGUGUGUGUUUGGUUAUAUUGCACCACGUAAAACUCAACAACAACAACAACAACAACAACCUACGGACUAUACAUGUAGGCCUGUACAUACAUGAGACCUGGUAUCAAGGAGUUUAACAACAACUUAAAAUAUCUGACAAUGAUAAUAAUGAUGGUGAUAAUAAGUAACAAGGACUGUAACAGGAAAUCUUUCACCAUUAGACUGUCCUAAACUCUGGACUUUCUGUGUGACACAAAUCCCAGCACCGCUCUGCUACCAUGUUCUUAUGCAAAUUAUCAGAAACUAAUUUCAUACUUGCACUAAUAUGUACAUUUUUUAUAUUUGUAUUUGUUUGUGGUUCUUAUAAUUUAAAAAAAAAAUCUUUCUACAUAUU